Messenger RNA from Drosophila novamexicana, 1393 nucleotides. RefSeq lists its product as uncharacterized. The transcript is spliced from 3 exons. The record is from RefSeq and is a predicted model, not a curated record. Lineage: Eukaryota; Metazoa; Arthropoda; Insecta; Diptera; Drosophilidae. Bases 90 to 1256 code for a protein of 388 amino acids.
CCAAGCAUCCAAUUUCCAUUCAUUUUUUUUUUGUUCGUUAAUUUCGCUGUGCACGUGCGUUGAAAGCAUUUUCAGCCGCAAACUGCGCAAUGGAUCAUCACACAUAUGCAAAAAGUGGCUCCAAAAAGUGGUCUGUGGAGGAGAAGCGUCUGCUUGUCACAAAACGCAUCGAAGCUGAAGAUUUAUUCGCCAAAUACUCGUCCAAGCAAGCGGAGCCAUGGAAAAAGUUCAAGGACAUGGCCAAAAUUGGCGACUACAGCGAACGGGCGCUGCGCAAACAGUGGCUGAACAUGGUCCAGCGCUAUCGCGUCCAGAAGUCCAAUAUGCAGGCGACGCCGCUCAACAAGCAAUGCAUAGAUGUGCUCAACGAGGAAUGGGAGUUCUUUGGGGAGAUACACGCGUACAUGAACCAAAAGACCACCGACCUGCACUCGUAUGCGCUCAAGGAGCCCAACGUCCAGGAGCACGCGCACAUCAACAAUGUGGCCAUUCGUGGCGUUGUCAAUGAUCACAACUUUGGUGCAGCGAUAGCGGCGCCAAACAGCGCUCGCAAACAGAUACGUAGCCAGUUGCAGUCGGUUGAGGCUGCGGUCGAUGUGGAGCUCGAUUAUGCACUUGCUAUGCCAGAUGAGCAGCAGCAGCAGCAGCACGAGGAGCUGGACAAGAGCUGUGAUGCAAUCCUAAUUGGCAAGCAAGUGCGACAGCUGUCAAAUAGGCGCUACGGCGAGGGCUCUCCAUCGGACAUAUACACUGACUCGGAUUCAGAGGAGAGCUCGCAGCCCUCCGAUCCGGUAGCCGUUGAGGUGUCCGACUUAUCGGAGGCGGAGUCUAUUUUGGGCUCGCCCUUGCCAGCGAAAUCAGCCUCGGAUAUAUGCGAGACAACCGCUGUGGAGCAGUUAACCGCUAACUACGAGUCUGCAUCAGGAUCAGUGCCGCUCGACGAUGGCGAGCGAGCCAAGUCGUCAAGCUGGUCAGGAUCAGCAACGCUGACGGCCAGGCCGUUGUCGUCAAACAGAAAGCGCAAGGCGUUGACCGAAAGGGAAAAAUAUUACAGACAUCGCCGCCGCUACGAGCAUCGCAUGGAGCUGCGUCUCGGCGGCCUAUGCAAAGUGGCCGGCCAGCUGUUGGAGCAGCUGGUGCCCGGCGCGAAUGUGACGCCGCUGCUGAUGAACAUCUUCAACACCGUUGACUACAACUGCAACAGCAGCUGUGACGACGACGAUGACACCGAUGAGGAUGACAUUGGCCAGCCAUGAGGCGGCUGAUUCGGGAGUUUGGAUGGAAGCUUAAGAUGCUGAACAUCAUGUUCCUCUAAAAAUGAAUCAUAUAUUGCUUUAUUUACACGCACACACACACACACACACUAUAUAUAUAUAUAUAUAUAUAUAUAUAU